Nicotiana attenuata is the source of this 687-nucleotide messenger RNA. Its product is annotated as geraniol 8-hydroxylase-like. Gene Ontology annotation, molecular function: iron ion binding; monooxygenase activity; oxidoreductase activity, acting on paired donors, with incorporation or reduction of molecular oxygen. The record is from RefSeq and is a predicted model, not a curated record. The transcript is spliced from 4 exons. Bases 1 to 687 code for a protein of 228 amino acids. NCBI's taxonomy places the organism in Eukaryota, Viridiplantae, Streptophyta, Magnoliopsida, Solanales, Solanaceae.
AUGGCGUUGGACUUGAAAGGUGGUGUGGGUGCCACCGUCACAGUGAAGGGUGUGGCUACUUCUACUUCAAGUGGAGUAGCUGUAGUUGCAGGUGCAGUUACUUCAAUUUCAAAUGGGACUGAUGCGGCUACUUCAACGUCGACUGGUGGCUGUAUCUGUACCACAAUAUGUGUGAGUGUGACUGCAGGUUCAAGCCGAAGCAACUGUGUAUGGGAAGACCGCUAUAGCGCGGAAGUGGCUGCAAAUUUUCAUCAUAAAGCUCGCAAGAGAUUAGCGGAUGCUUUCUCCGAUGCUAGAAAGAAGAACAAGAGGCCUGGUAACAAGCUUGAUGUUAGCGAGCAUCUUAGAAGUAAAAAGAUCCAGGAGCUAAUUGAUUUUUGUCACAAGAGUGCCAACAAUGGUGAAGCAGUGAAUAUUGGCAGAGCAGCUUUUAGAACUUCCUUGAAUUUGCUGUCAAACACUAUUUUCUUUAAAGAUUUGACUGACCCAUUUUCUGAUUCCGCUAAGGAAUUUAAGGACUUGGUGUGGAACAUUAUGGUCGAGGCUGGUAAACCAAAUUUGGUGGACUAUUUCCCUUUUCUUGAGAAAAUUGAUCCACAACGUAUAAGGCAACGCAUGACCGAUCAUCUUACUAAGGUUCUUGACCUUAUGAGUGGUUUGAUUGAGCUAAGAGUAAGCAAAGUAUGA